This is a messenger RNA of Annulohypoxylon maeteangense, 1104 nucleotides long. RefSeq lists its product as uncharacterized. NCBI's taxonomy places the organism in Eukaryota, Fungi, Ascomycota, Sordariomycetes, Xylariales, Hypoxylaceae. The record is from RefSeq and is a predicted model, not a curated record. The coding region runs from base 1 to 1104 and encodes 367 amino acids. The transcript is spliced from 3 exons.
AUGGCGCCACGACCGCUUCCCCCGGCCCCUUCCCCUGAGUGGGCAUCUGUCACCGAGUGCAUCAGGACACGGUAUACGCGAGGUGGACCUUUCAUCACCCGCCAUAUUCUCCAGCGUGUUGCAAUGCAGAUAAGUCUCUACCAAGCCGGCAUGCUCACGAGCAAACCCUUCAUCCUGUACGACAUGAAUAACCACGGGGUUUCUGUCGAGAUCGACCCAGAUAAGGAGUCCCCAAUCUUUAGGGAUAUGAGAUGCAACCACGGUGACCGAAAAAAGGGUCCCUACAUUUACUACCGGAGCAUCCAGGUCAUGCUCUCCCACAGAGACAUGAGGAAAUUCGAUGCCGAGAUGGCAUUCCUGCCUCUGGUAAUAAUGUUCCCCGCGACCCCGGGCCGUUGUCAUAAUCACCACACGCACGACGAGAAUAAAGGUCCCGAAUCAUUCUACCCCUCCGAACUCACCACGAUCCUCAACAUCGAGCGGCAAUCGUGGGAGGAGUCGGAGGAGUACGGACACCUGAAGGCGGUGCUCAAGACACACACCGACCAGCUGUCGAAGAUCGAUCGCGUCAUCGGGUUCGGGUGCGGAACCCUCGCGGAUGGCCGCACGCGCUGCCAGUUCUCAGCGACGCAGCACGCCUUGAUCUUUAGCCUGCAGAGGAUCAUCUCGAAGAUGCACCCGGAGAACAACAAGGUGCGCCAGGGCCUUCGACAGGCCUGCAACAAGGACCCCGUCGAACUGGUCGUCCGGGGCAUCCUCCAAGACCCGGCCUACACCGAUACCGACAAGGCCGUUCUCAAGGGCAUGGGUAUGGAGGUCAUGGGAGAUCCCUGCGGAUUCCUGGAGAUGGACGAAAACAGCUUCGUCGUCUCCAUCGACCUUAAUACCCCAGCCCAGCAGAUCAUCGAGAAUCUAGCGCGGCCGGCCGCGCUGAUUCGGAUGACUCACGUGGAGGAAUUCAAUGGGGAGAACGCCGGCAUGUGCACGGAUCCCUCAUCCUCACGAGUCGACAAGAUGUUGCGAGAGGAAUACGAUCUGGUGAAGCUCAAAUACCACCCGAACCUUCGCAACAUCUGCAUGUACAUCAAGAAGCCGAGAACGUAG